Messenger RNA from Vidua macroura (Pin-tailed whydah), 1533 nucleotides. RefSeq names its product EGF like domain multiple 7 (gene EGFL7). Gene Ontology annotation, cellular component: cell surface; extracellular region. NCBI's taxonomy places the organism in Eukaryota, Metazoa, Chordata, Aves, Passeriformes, Viduidae. Gene Ontology annotation, biological process: anatomical structure development. The record is from RefSeq and is a predicted model, not a curated record. The coding region runs from base 456 to 1280 and encodes 274 amino acids. Gene Ontology annotation, molecular function: calcium ion binding; signaling receptor binding. The transcript is spliced from 10 exons.
CAGCAUUCAUGGAACCAACCCCCUGAGCAGAAAAUCAAACGCAGAAAGAAACAACAAGGCUUUGCCAGUGAUUAAAUUAAUUUCAAGCUGGAUUGGGAAGGUCUGGCAGUGCUUGGGAGGAUGUGGAAGGCCGUUGUGGCUGGAGCUGGAGCAUCCUCAAAAAUCCACCUCACCUCUGGGCAGCAGUGGGAAACACGGAUCUGCCCCGGCAGAUUCUCACUGCUCUUCCCUGGGAUCUGCUGAUGGAGCUACUCCCCCUCUCUGCUGUUCCACUACCAGCUCUCCCAAGUUUCCCUGGAGAAAGAAACCAAGAUGCUCCUUAAACAAAGGAUCCCUGCUCAGGACACCUGAUGGGGCACCGUGGAUGAGGGAUCCCCACUGAAGGACGAGCCAUGCAGUAGGAGCCAGCACAUCCCACGGAAGAGCAGGACCCAGUGCUGCAGGAGGGACGGGACAUGUGGAGCCUCAGCUGCCUCCUCUGGGGACUCCUCCUCAUCCUCAGCACCACCAGCAUGGAGGGAUUUGCCCAGGCAGGCCGCAGGGUGUGCUCAGCCGCGGGGCCGCCGAGCCGCCUGAGCGCCCACGCCGAGUCCCACGUGCAGCCCGUGUACCAGCCCUACCUCACCACCUGCCAGGGCCACCGCCUCUGCAGCACCUACAGGACCAUCUACAGGGUUGCCUACAGGCAGAGGUACAGGCAGCUGCCCCAGCCCACGGGCUCGUGCUGUCCUGGCUGGAGCAGAGCAAACGGGCACACGCUCGGCUGUAACAGAGCUCUCUGCUGGGAGCCGUGCCAGAACGGCGGGAGCUGCGCCUUCCCCGGGAGAUGCUCCUGCCCCCCCGGCUGGACGGGGCGAGCCUGCCAGACAGACGUGGAUGAAUGUGCCAGCCAGAGCCACGGGUGCAGCCAGCUCUGCAUCAACACAGCCGGGAGCUUCCACUGCGCCUGCCAGGACGGCUUCAGCCUUGCUGCCGAUGACAAGGGCUGCCAGCCCCUGGUGCCAGCGCCUGCGCCAGACACCUCCAGCCAAGCAGGUCCCUCCAGUGAAAUGAAGGAAGAAAUGAAGGACCUGAGGAGCAGAGUGGAAGCGCUGGAGGAGAAGCUCCAGCUGGUGCUGGCCCCCUUCCACAACCUGAUGCCACCAGAGGAUGUCGGUGCAGACCCCAUCAGCCGCCUGUCCCACUCCCUCCAGCAGCUGGACAGGAUCGACUCCCUGAGCGAGCAGAUCUCUUUCCUGGAGGAGCGGCUGGAGACCUGUUCCUGCAAGAAUGAACUCUAGCAGAGUGCCUGGGGACCUGGAGCUAGCCGAGUGCAUCCACAGCUCUUAUCUCCCUCUCCAGCCCCAGGCUGGGGAUGAAGCCACACCACCAUAGGAAGGCACAGGGUGGCAGGAGAAGGCUGGGCUCCCAUCAGCAUCUCCAUCGCUCUCUCUUCCAGCUCACCUCACCAAAGGUCAUGCAGUUCCUUCCAAACUGGACUCUGAGCCCUCCCCCUGCUGGAGAGGCAGCAAAUAAAUGCCUUACCUCGUGCCA